Molecule: messenger RNA, 1110 nt
Organism: Caenorhabditis bovis
Lineage: Eukaryota; Metazoa; Nematoda; Chromadorea; Rhabditida; Rhabditidae
Source: the annotation of a GenBank genome assembly
AUGAAAAUGACGUCGUACUUUCCAAAUUCUCCAAUGCAAAUCACUGACCUACCGAACAUCAUUAUAAUCAAGAUAUUGGAGUUGCUGCCAUAUCAUUCAAGGAUCUCAUUUGGAUCAUGCUCGAAGAAAAUUCAAACGAUUGAGCACGAAACGCACUAUCGCGUUUUGAAAAUCUCAAUGCAAGAUGUUUUCGACCAAAAUAAGAUGCCGCGUAAAAAGCAAAUCGUCAUAACAAUUACCCGCCCUUUUGAACGUCCAUACAUCAUACGAUUCCUCAAAAAAAGGAACGACACCAGAGUCUACUUGGGUCUCAAGAGCGAUGCCUAUCGCAGUAUUCGUUCUGAGCCGUACACGUGGAUUUUGAAGAACACUGACUUUGUUGGGAAGGCAUUAGCCUUCUACGAAGGAUUGACAAUGCGCUCAAGAGUGUUUUCCGGUCAAAGUUCGUUGAAAUUUGCGCAAUUGGGACUCGAAUACCCAAUGAUUCUCGAUAUGCUCAGAAUGGAUCGAAUCGAUGUUCUUGAGGUGGGAGUCCACACAAUGGAUCAGAUGAAUUAUGUGCUCGAUCGCUUGCAAGAUCUUCGACUCAAUAUCAAAGUGACUGAAUUAUUUAUGAGCUCAGACUCGGAAGUUUUCGAUGCUCAACUUACCUAUUGCAUGCAUUCGCAGCCGAAUUUCCGUAGGAAGCAUGUCAACUUCAUUGCGCAUCAUGAAAUCACGAUGGAGUAUUUUUUUAGUUUAAAAUACACAAGAAUGUCAUUUUUGUAUUCUUCGAUCAACUCAUGGGCGAUCAACUACUUUAUAAAGCAAUGGAUGGAGGGCAAUGGAAUAGCGGGCUUCCAACUAUUGGAAGUUAUCCCAAGAGAUCCACUUAAUGAGCGGCAUAUUUUGCGGGGAAUCACUUUUUCCAGAUGGAGUGUAAAUGGCAACUUGCCAAGAGUUGUUCGAUCGCUGGUUAAUCGCGAGCAAGAAGCGCAAAAUUGUGUGCAAAUUGAAUCGUCGAAUGGAGAACACACGGCAACAUUGGUGGUCAUGGAAAAGCAUAUCAAAUUUGCGGUGACUGGCAAAAUGUUAGCGGAUGGAACAAUCGAAUUUGGAUUCCCUAACUAA